AUCAAAAAGCCGUUUAAAAAAAAUUUACUUUCCAUUCAAAUCUCUAGUUAUUAUUCACUAAUUUCCAAUUACUGCCUUUUUCUUGUCUCUCUUCAUUUCCCUUUUACACAGAUUAGAUUCUUCUCUCCUUCCACUCAAACUUGUUCGCUGGCCAUUACUCUCACUUUCCCUUUUGUCUUAAAUUCCCUUAUUCUCUCUCUCUAUAAACUUUCCAAAGCAAUGAAUCAAAAGAAAAAAAAAAAAACAACUGAGUCUCUUUUUGUGAUUCCAUGAUUGAGCUUUUGGCAAACUCAAAAGAUUCUUCCUUCCCCUUCUGGGUUUCCUCUUUCCCUUGUGUUUCUCAAUAAAAUAGAGAGAAAAAAAAAGGGAAAAAUGAAGGCAGCAGCAACAAAGGCAGAGGUUAGCAAAAUGGUUUCAAGUGAGAAAAUGCAGCAGAGAGAGAGAGUUUCAGAGUUGGAAAUUAGGCCAGGAGGAAUGCUGGUUCAAAUGAGGGAUUUUGAUCAAAGUCUCUCAAUUCCCACCAUUAAAGUCAAGGUCAAAUAUGGCUCUUCUUACCAUCAUAUUCAAAUCAGCUCUCAUUCAAGCUUUGGUGAAUUGAAGAAGUUGUUGGCAGAACCAACUGGGUUCCACCCAGAAGAGCAAAAGCUAAUAUACAAAAAGAAAGAGAGGGAUUCAAAGGCCUAUCUAGAUGUGGCAAGAGUCAAAGAUGGCUCCAAAAUUGUGUUGGUUGAAGACACUUUAAGCAGGGAAAGAAGAUGCAUUCAAAUGCUAAAGAAUGCUAAUUUUGAAAAGUCUUCUAAGUUGCUAAAACAAGUGAACUUUGAAGUCAAUAAGCUCUUUCAAGAGGUAAUAUGCAUUGAAGUGAGAGCUUGUAACGAAGGGAGAGUUUCAGAAAAGGAAGUGGAGAAUUUGACUGAAAUGCUUAUGAGAAAACUGAUUGAAUUGGAUGAAAUUGAUGCUGUGGGAGACCUGAGAUUGCAGAGAAGAGAACAGGUGAGGGAAGUUCAAAAGAAAAUUGAAACUCUUGAUAUGAUGAAGCUGCAAUACAUUGAAGGAAACUCAAAUGGUGUUAUUUCCACCAAAAAGGGAAAGCAGAGUUUGGAGCCAAAGCAGAAGCAGAGGCAGAAGGGUGUGAGAAUAUUGAAGGAAGAAGCACUAAGGAAUUCUGAAUCAGUGGUAGUCACAACAAAAUGGGAAACUUUUGAUUAGCAAUAUAUAUCAUCAUCACAUUUAAAAAUAAAAAAAAAAGUAAUAUGUAAAUUAUUAAUUAAAUCAUACAAAACUUAAUACAUAAAGAGAGCUAAAAUA
This is a messenger RNA of Momordica charantia (bitter melon), 1308 nucleotides long. NCBI's taxonomy places the organism in Eukaryota, Viridiplantae, Streptophyta, Magnoliopsida, Cucurbitales, Cucurbitaceae. The record is from RefSeq and is a predicted model, not a curated record.